This is a messenger RNA of Puma concolor (puma), 1645 nucleotides long. It is a transcript of the gene OMA1, whose product is annotated as OMA1 zinc metallopeptidase. The record is from RefSeq and is a predicted model, not a curated record. Lineage: Eukaryota; Metazoa; Chordata; Mammalia; Carnivora; Felidae. Gene Ontology annotation, biological process: protein quality control for misfolded or incompletely synthesized proteins; mitochondrial protein processing. Gene Ontology annotation, molecular function: metalloendopeptidase activity. Gene Ontology annotation, cellular component: mitochondrial inner membrane.
GGGCCGGUCUGAAGAGUCGUCUUCGCUUUCGCCACUCCUAGGAUAAUCCAGGAGAAGAAAGAUGAGCUUUAUCUAUGGACUGCAAUCUGCUACUAGAAACUGUGUUUUCUUCCGAUUUCAUUUGCUGACCAACUGGAGACUGUGUAACACACUAGCUGUCACCUCACCAGAUUGCCAUCAAGUACAAAUUACUCAUACAGUUAAUAAGUAUCAGGGUCUGGGAGUACAGCAGUGUGAUAGGUUGACUUUUCUGCCUAAAAAUUUUUAUUCUUAUAGGACUCUUAAUACCAAAAGACCAGGAUGCCUCUUGAGCGUGAGCCAUAAAGAAAUUUGGAUGGUUACCCCAACAUGUGGUGCACGGAAUGACUCUUUUUCAAGACAGCUCCUGAUAGAAGAAGUUGCAGGAGCUCCUUUUCUCUCAGUAUUGCGUCCCCUAAAGUGUCUUCGCAUGAGAGAGAGAGACAUCAGGAGUUUCCACACUUCUCCUCGGUUUCAAGCCGCUCCGGUUCCUCUCUUGUUGAUUAUUCUUAAACCAGUGCAGAAACUAUUUGCAAUCAUUGUAGGCAGGGGCAUAAGGAAAUGGUGGCAGGCACUUCCUCCUAACAAGAAGGAACUAUUUAAAGAAAGUUUAAGGAAGAAUAAAUGGAAGUUAUUCCUUUGUUUCAGUAGUUUUGGAUUGCUCUUUGUAGUGUUUUAUUUUACUCACCUGGAAGUGAGUCCUAUCACAGGAAGGAAUAAGCUACUAUUAUUGGGGAAAGAACAUUUCAAACUUUUAUCCGAACUGGAAUAUGAAGCAUGGAUGGAAGAGUUUAAAAAUGAUAUGCUAACUGAGAAGGAUGCCCGAUACCUAAUGGUUAAAGAAGUGGUUUAUCAUUUGAUUGAGUGCAAUAAAGAUAUUCCAGGGAUCUCUGAGAUCAAUUGGACUAUUCAUGUGGUUGAUUCCCCAGAUAUAAAUGCCUUUGUGCUUCCAAAUGGACAAGUGUUUAUCUUCACUGGGCUUUUAAAUAGUGUAACUGAUAUUCAUCAACUUUCCUUUCUUCUGGGCCAUGAAAUAGCACAUGCAGUACUUGGGCAUGCUGCAGAAAAGGCUAGCUUGGUUCACUUACUGGAUUUCCUAGGUAUGAUUUUUCUCACAAUGAUUUGGGCUGUUUGUCCUCGAGAUAGUUUUGCACUCUUGGGCCAGUGGAUACAGUCUAAACUGCAGGAGUAUAUGUUUGAUAGACCAUACAGUAGAACUUUGGAGGCUGAAGCUGACAAAAUUGGACUACAGCUUGCUGCAAAGGCUUGUGUGGACGUCAGAGCCAGUUCAGUGUUUUGGCAGCAGAUGGAAUUUGCAGAUAGCCUCCAGGGUCAUCCCAAGUUGCCAGAAUGGUUAUCCACACACCCUUCUCAUGGAAAUCGAGCUGAGCACUUGGAUAGACUCAUACCUCAGGCCCUUAAAAUUAGAGAGAUAUGUAAUUGCCCACCACUUUCUGGACCAGACCCUCGAUUACUGUUCAAACUCAGCAUGAAGCAUUUUCUUGAAGAAUCGGAAAAAGAAGACCUAAAUAUCACUGCUAAGAAACAGAAAAUGGAUACUCCUACCAUUCAAAAUCAGAAGCAAAUACCCUUAACAUAUAUAGUUGAGAAAAGAACUGGCAGUUGA